GUGCAUUGUACUGUUCACUGUGCACAGUUCACUUGCAUGUAUUUCCAUCCUUUUAGCUUUGUGCUAUGUUUAUAUAUCAUGUCACUUUAUAACCUAGCUUAUUUUGCACAAAAAAAGCAUACAGUCACUGAUAUUCUUUGGUAUGCCACAGCCAUGUGGCUACGCUUGAUUUCUGCUGCAGGUUUUUUUUUUUAGCUCCACGUUUUGUCACCACGAGUAGCAGGAAUAAUGGUUGCUUCUGUGUCAAACUGAGAAAGAGAGAGAGAGAGAGAGAGAGAGAGAGAGCAAGGUCUUUGAUAACAGCGUACAGUGUCACAUUUUGCUGCUAAAGCAGAUCUCAGCGACAUUAAAAGUCAUCAUAAAGGACAAGUCUCAAUAACACCAAAAAGAAGAUGGCAGCAGCUGAAGGUGCUCCGGCAGUUCAGUGGCCUGCCAAGCGGACACGCAGGAGAAGCCUUAUAGAACCGCCUACUAUGAGUACAUCGUUGAGGAUUAUCAUGUUUGGAAGCUCUGGUCAUCAGCAGCUCUUUCUCACCGAGUCGAUCCUGCAGCGAGCGGUGUUUACCGGCGCUGAUCCUCACACUAUACUGACCACUAAAACUUCAGGAGAGAUCCCUGAGAAAAAAGUGACUCUGGUCAACACCCCAAAUCUCGUCGAUCACGAUUUAUUUCACUAUACGUUAAAAAAAGAGCUGAAGAAGGCGGUUUGUUUUUCCUGUCCAGGGCCACAUGCUGUCCUGUUCACACUAAAUCCAUCAGAAAUACCCUCAAAUGUGUACGACAUUUAUAAACCGUUAGUGCGCUACUUUGGAGAUCAAAUCUUGAAAUACACAAUGAUUGUUUUAUACCAUGAAGAAGAGGAGUUGAGCGAGUCAGAAGACAGUAUGAAGGAAAAUAAGCAGUUCAAGAAGCUUCUUGAGGACUGUGGCCAAAGAUAUCUGGUCUUCAGUGGAAUGAAGAACAGGAGUGAGGGUGAAAUGACAAGGCAGCUGUUUGAGGAAAUAGAAAAGAUGGUGGCAGAACAUGGGAUUUUUUCUAAUUCGGAAUUUGAAGAUGCUGAUAAACGAAUCAGGAAAGAGGAAAAAAUCCUCCAAGAUCACAGAAAGAAGGAGGUCAGUACAAUGCUGGAGGAACUGAAGAAGAAGCAUUCUCAGGAAGAUCUGGGAAGAGAAACUGAGCGUUAUGAAGAAAAGAUCAGGUUAGAGAACAGGGAAAAGGCAGAGAUGCAGAUCGCAGAGUGACAUAAGUAAGCAAUGUGAAAUUCUGUGUUUUUCUAGGUCAGAACACUAUGUGGCAUAGAAACAGCAUGAACGAAGUACCUCUUUUCAGUUAGCUAACUAUCAGUUCGUCAACUAAAUCUGUUCUCCAGUGAGUACUAUAGAUAAACCAUUGAGGAUUGGAAGCUGUGGCUAUCAGGAGAUUUCUGUCACAGAGUCAAACCUGCAAAGUGCGGUCUUUAACAGUGCUGAUCCUCACACUAUAGUAACUAGUAAAACUUCUGAAGUCUGCUCUCUGCACUUUCAGAAGGUGAAACUCAGUAUAUAAUUUUGGAAAAUCUGAGAAAGACGGAGGUACCUACACUAUUAGAGGAACUGGAAAACAAGUAUUCUCCAUGAGAUGUGGAAAAAGAAAUGAACCGUUAUAAAGAAACCAUCUAUUUACAGAAAAAGGAAAGGGCAGAGGUGCAGACUGCAGGUAGACUUCUCAUUAUGAGUGUAUAUGAUUCAUUCUGAGACUUCAGAGCAGUUUCAGAGAUUUUGGAGCAGUAUGUUCUGCAGUGGCUAAUCCAUCAGUAGCUGUUAUUGGGGCAUUAGAUGCAAAUUGAGUUCAUUUGAAACUCACAAUUUUCUUCUUUUGCACUAAUAAAAGUAAUAUAUGAGCAAUAUAAGCAAUGAGCAAUCUGCAUUCACAUAGUAGGUAAAAGUGGCCCAAAACUGAUUUUCUUUUCUUUCUUUUUAUACUAUCUUCUGUUUCCCAACUGUUUAGUUAAUUCUAUUUUUAGUAUAAUUUUAUUUAAAAUUUAAAAUUUUAAUUUUGUAUAUUAUUUAUAUUUUAUGCUUAUUUUAUUCUCUUUUACUUUUAUUCUUUUUGAUUCUUUGAAUGAGAUUUGUGUUUUUUCUUAUGGCACAGAAAUGUUUGAUAAAUGAUUAUUAUAUUGAAUGUUGUGAACUGCAGUUCGUUCCUGUUAUUACUGAUGUUAUUAAAGCUAUAAACAGCUUCUUUUUUCUCUUUGUUGUGAAUGAGCUGUGCAAACAAAUGUUAAUGUGAAAUGAUUUCCUUUAUUCUAUUUUGUUAAAUAAAAAUACAAAGUUUUUUUUAAUACUUUUUGGUGUAUUCUCAGCACUAGAAAUACUAGUAUGUUAAUUGACCGUUUUGCUCAAGUCCAGUCUCGGAGAUACUCUCUGAUUCCACCCUCAAAGAAAUAGGAUCGAAAAGUUACCAAGAGCAUGAAGUAGACAAGAUACAGACAAGCAGCAAGACAGAUGAGAGAAUGAGAGAUGAGAGAACAAUAAGAGAAGAGAGGCUGUAAAAAAUAAAUAAACAAAGGAUAAUACAUACAGUAGUUAAAGUAUAAACGAAGAAUGAAAUAAGAGGUACAAGUGUAAUACAAAUUAUUGUAAAAUGAUGAUAAUAAUAAUAAAAAAGGAUUACGACACUGCUUCACACACAAGCUGUAAAAGAGCUAAUAAUGCAUGGCAUACCUGUGUGAGAGAAAAUGUCAUGAAUUUAAUGAACUUUUUUAGUAGCAAGACUCUGAAAUGAUGGGAGUCAGAAAAAAGAUUGAAUGACAUUUUCUAAAGUUACAUACUCUGUGUUAAUUUGUGUUUAUUAUUAAACAAUAUUACAUAAACAUGCCCUUACAAAACGUGU
Molecule: messenger RNA, 2871 nt
Organism: Hemibagrus wyckioides
Lineage: Eukaryota; Metazoa; Chordata; Actinopteri; Siluriformes; Bagridae
Product: GTPase IMAP family member 9-like
Exons: 5
Coding region: 393-1241 (282 amino acids)
Molecular function (GO): GTP binding
Source: RefSeq, a predicted model, not a curated record